GCCGCGAGGGUAGCGCCCGCCCUCCACUGAGACGAGCGGCUCCAGCGGCUCCAGCGGUUCCAGGAGUGGCGCUAGCAGCAUGACGGCCUCGCCCGCGGUGGUGGAGGCGGGCGGCGGCGGGCUGCCCGUGUCCGCGGGCCUGGGCAUCCGCGGCGGCCUGUCCUACCUCGCCGACUGCCACAACAGCACGCACGGCGACGCGGCGCCCCUCUGCGGCAUGAUGGACUACAACAACACGGCCGGCGCCGGCGACGAGAUGGUGGGCCCGCUCAUGGAGCGCAUCGUGUCGUACGUGGUGCCCCUCAUCUUCCUCGUCAUCGUGGUGGUGGGGCUGAUCGGCAACGCGCUGGUGGUGAUCGUGGUGGCGGCCAACGCGCAGAUGCGCAGCACCACGAACCUGCUCAUCAUCAACCUGGCCGUGGCGGACCUGCUGUUCAUCGUGUUCUGCGUGCCGUUCACCGGCACCGACUACUCGCUGCCGUCCUGGCCGUUCGGCGACACGUGGUGCAAGAUCGUGCAGUACCUCAUCGUGGUCACGUCCAUGGCGUCCGUGUACACGCUGGUGCUCAUGUCGCUGGACCGCUUCCUGGCCGUCGUCUACCCCAUCUCCUCCAUGACGUACCGCACGGAGCGCAACGCCCUGCUGGCCAUCUGGAUCAUGUGGAUCAUCUUCCUGGUCAUCUCCGUGCCCGCCUACAUGUACCACGGCCUGGAGACCUACUCCCACGGCGAGGUCCAGCACUCGCACUGCAUCUUCCUGGAGGCCGACCCCGUGCUCCGCAACUUCAGGAUCUUGUUCUUCGUCAUGGCCUACGUGUUCCCGCUGCUGACCAUCGUGAUCCUCUACCUGCUGAUGCUGACCCGGCUGUGGCACGGCGUGGCCCCGGGCGGCCGCGUGUCCGCCGACAGCCGCCGCGGCAAGAAGCGCGUCACGCGGAUGGUGCUGGUGGUGGUGGCCAUCUUCGCCUUCUGCUGGGGGCCCAUCCAGGUGGUGCUGGUGGCUAAAAGCCUCGACCUCUACGAGAUCAACGAGCUGACGCUGGUGGUGCAGAUCGUGAGCCAGGUGCUGGCGUACAUGAACUCGUGCGUCAACCCCAUCCUGUACGCCUUCCUCUCGGACAACUUCCGCAAGGCCUUCUUCAAGGUGGUGUCUUGCGGACACCCGCAGGCCACCCUGGAGACGCGCAACGGCCGCCUCAUGGCCGAGAAGUCCACCCGCACCACGGCCACCUCCCGGGUCAACGGCUCUAACCUGGACAUUUUGUGAGGGUCGGCUCCCGGGGCCGGCGGCGCCCCGCACGUCCCGCACGCCAGCGGCAACGGCGCGGGCCACAACAAGGAGCCCCUGUGCGAGGACUUCGUUUGAAGCCCUCGCCCCCGCCACAGAGGCCGCCACGGAGG
Messenger RNA from Thrips palmi, 1401 nucleotides. RefSeq names its product allatostatin-A receptor-like. Lineage: Eukaryota; Metazoa; Arthropoda; Insecta; Thysanoptera; Thripidae. Gene Ontology annotation, molecular function: G protein-coupled receptor activity. The transcript is spliced from 5 exons. Gene Ontology annotation, cellular component: membrane. The coding region runs from base 80 to 1267 and encodes 395 amino acids. The record is from RefSeq and is a predicted model, not a curated record. Gene Ontology annotation, biological process: G protein-coupled receptor signaling pathway.